This is a messenger RNA of Anopheles funestus (African malaria mosquito), 1448 nucleotides long. RefSeq lists its product as uncharacterized. Bases 332 to 1237 code for a protein of 301 amino acids. The transcript has 2 exons. Lineage: Eukaryota; Metazoa; Arthropoda; Insecta; Diptera; Culicidae. The record is from RefSeq and is a predicted model, not a curated record.
CCAACCGACCACCGGGGGCAUGCUUCACGUGUUUCCAGAUGGGGCAUAACUACAAAAAUUGCCCAAAGAAGGUCGCGAAUGCUGCUGCUCAUCCGGAUCCAAUUGCGGCUGAUGAUAAUGAAACUCUGGCAUUAGAUGAAUUACAAGAGGUAGUUCUGUAAGUUUUAUAAAUGAAUCCAUAGUGCCAGUUGGACUCCUGGCUCCGUUAGCCCCUUCUCGAUUUCGUGGCCUUGGUAACUCCCGACUUUAUACUCGUGGUCAAGUAACGUGCCGUAUAAAAUUUAAGGAGGUGAUCCUCAAUCAUUCAUUUAUUAUAUUACCCGAGAACUCUAUGGCCUGGCCAAUAAUUAUAGGUAGAGAUAUACUCCCUUCGUUUAACGUCCGUCUUACGUACUCUAAGAAUUACGUCUCUCUUAUGCAACCCCCUCGGGGGGAAAUUGAAACCCAGAACCAGGAUUCACUAGAUGUGGCAACCAAUGAAAUUUCUGCUAUUGACGUUUAUGAAUCAGAAAUUGAGCCUGAUGUUGGCCCCACAUUAUCUUCAAAGCAAUCCGCUAUUGUCCCAUCAAUCAUUAAGGAAAAUUAUCUCGACGAUUCUAUUCAAUGCACUCAGUUAGUAAACCAUAAAAUGAAGAUCAAUCUCACUCAUCAGACUUCUAUGGCUCACGUGGAUGCAUUAAGCCGAACUGAAGCAGUAGGUGCAAUUAGUGAAUUAGACCUCGACUUUCAACUUCAGGUAGCUCAAUCAAGAGAUCCUUCCAUUGACUCUUUAAAACGAAAACUCGAAGUCGGUCCUGUUAAUGGAUGCGUCUUGCAAGAGUCUCACAAUAUCUCCCAUGUACUUAAUGCUACAGCCUCUCCCCAAGCGAAUGGUCAGGUCGAACGCGUUAAUCUUGAGUCCAAAACAGAAGACGUUAGUCGAGACCUUAAUCGUCUCCGUUCCGAAGCACAGGAAAAUAUCGAAAUAUCGCAAAAUCGAAAUGAGCAAUACUUAGCCGAUAGGAACAAGCCAGCUCCUAAAUUCAACGUAGGAGAUCUAGUAGCUAUCAAAUAUACAGACACAAGCGGUGUCAACAAAAAGCUUAACUGUAGGUUUCGCGGCCCUUAUAUAAUUCACAAAACUCUCCCUCAUGACCGCUAUGUCGUUAGAGAUGUUGAGGGAUGUCAGCAUACACAAAUGGCCUAUGAUGGCGUUCUAGAAGUUGAUAAGCUUAGGAAGUGGGCCACUAAUACGUAAAUAUGAUUAGGUAUGUAGUCAAGUAGAAUUGAGGUCAAUCCUAAGUCAGGAUAGCCGAGCUGUAAUAUACUGUAGUGUCAGGUCCGCAACCGGUACCAUUGUGAAGAGCUUUCGAAAUGUCAGAGUGAAUUAUGACCACUGGACAUGACAGUGUGCUGCGCAACUGUCAUGCUGAAUAAAGAUAUUCGUUAUUGGAUCGUUGUACAAGCAA